AAUCGUAAAUUCGAAUCGGUGAACAAAAGACGAUCGUCCGGGUACGUUAGCGUUCGUUUCCGCCGGCGAACUGCGGCGAACUGCGCACCACUGGACACAACGAUACGACCACACACAAUUGCGGUGAUAUGUGAAACUUGAACCGGCGCGAACCUCAACAACUCAACAGCCUGUGCCCUGAGCUUGAACCAGCCAUAUAUUUUAAAAGAUUUCACCUCCAGCAGGGUUCGCUGUUGCACUAAUUAGCUCAGGAGAAUCGGAUCAUGAUUUCGCGAUCAGUCCACAGUCGUCCAGAUCGGGCAGUGUGUGUUCAGUUCAGUUUUGUUUAGUCUUCCAAGCGAAUGAGCUCCGGAUUCCAUACAUGCUACGCAAGCACAUUUUCGUAAGCCUUACGAACUACUGAAAUCGGUUACAGACAUUUGUUUUGUAUAAAUAAACUAUAAAAAAAUGAUGCCUAUUGAGACCAGUAUAACUUGUCCAUUCGACAAGACUCAUAACAUUUUAAAACACAAAAUGCAGACUCAUUUAUAUAAAUGUAAGAGAAAUUAUCCAGGACAGAAAGUUACAUGCGUCUUUGAUUCGAGUCAUUUGUUGGAUCCUGAAGAAUGGCAGCAUCAUUUUAUGACGUGCCCGAGCAGUGGCUGCAUAAAACGUCACGAAAUGAAUUUCGAACAACCACAGCAAGUGGGAACAGUUCCUUUAGAAGAAGUAUGUAGCAUUGCACCGGUUGUAGAGUCUGCCGAUACUGAUGAUUGGAAUGGAAGUUAUCCAUCGUAUGAUCCUGUGGCUCAAUCGGAGAAUAAAAGCGUAUUUAGAGUGCAAGUUGGCUUGUCAAAAGCGAAAAAGCGUGAAUAUAAAUACCAGGAAAGGGAAAGAUUAGACGCAUUAGAAAAAAAUGAAAUCGGAGAAUGCCGUGUCAGUACUUCAGAAGAAGCAGAAUCCGAUCCCUAUCAACCAAUACGGGGACUUAAAAACGUACCAGAAAUAGAUGACAAGGAUUUCAUUAACAAUCUUUUACUAAAACCAGUAAAUCGAUCUGCGCAGGAGUCUCAGGAGUUACCGAAAUCAAAGCAAGUUGGCAACGAAGGUUUCAAGAAACAACUUAUACAGAAACUGAGAAAUAUUGCUAUUAAAGACGAUAGUGACGAGAAAGAAAAUAACUCGAAUAACAGUACCAUGACGAGUACCGCUCACGAGGAUUGUUUAAAAAUUGAGAUCCCAGACGGAAGUGAAGUCUCCCUAAUGACACCAUGUACCGGAACAGGUGACGUUUCAAUAUCCGAAGAGGCUUGUAACCUCACAUGGGCUAGUUCGCAAUCUGGAAGAAGUUAUGCACCGAAACAUUCGAAGAAGCCCGGUCCUCGAAAACCACUUCCUAGACUCCCUCAGAAUUUUUCUGGAGAAAUCGGAAAGUUUACUAUUGGGAGAGGAUGUGUUUUACGAUCAGCUAAAUUACAAAAUCAAGGAUUGAACACAAAGGAGGACGACGAAAAGCAGAAGGAACUUUAUUCUCUCCGUGACUACGACGAAAAAGACGUUGAUACAGAUACAGAUGAAUGAUUUCUUCCUAUUGUACGUUAUCAUAGUUUACACUAUGUGUUAUAGCUACAUGUUGUACUUAGCAAGAAGAAUAGUAGGAUAUACAACAAUGAUGAUGAUUCUUCUAACAUUGACAGGAGAGAAGAUUGAAGACAUUUAAGUGAAGUAUCGUCUAAAAAGGAAUUUCUUAUUUCUUAUGACCUCUGUAACAUUCUUAGAUAAAAGAUAGACGCGUGAUAGACUCGUUUUUAAUUAAAUAUAUAAACUAUAUUUUUACUUUAUAUUUGUACAUGACUCACAGUUUUGUAAUUAACUUUAUUACGUUCUAAAUUUGUUAAUGAUAAAGAGACGAACAUUGAACAAAUACAGUGAUACUAUUAAUCAUUGCGUAUAUAGACGAUACAAUUUAUUUGAUGUUGCAUAUAGGAUGAAUUAAUAAAUGACAUUUUACGUA
Molecule: messenger RNA, 1993 nt
Organism: Ceratina calcarata
Lineage: Eukaryota; Metazoa; Arthropoda; Insecta; Hymenoptera; Apidae
Exons: 3
Coding region: 448-1560 (370 amino acids)
Source: RefSeq, a predicted model, not a curated record